GGAUCAAGCUUCGCCAUCCCUCAGCCGACUGGCGCCUUUGUUUUGGGCCAGCAAGCGGGUCUGCACUGCAACUCCGACCGGCGCCAACCAACCAACAGCACCUUCUCGAACUGCACGCACGUCGUCUGUACCUGACUCUCCUGACCCGCCGCUUGACUAUUGCCCCCGCUCGCAUUGUCAACACACGUCAAAACAUAGAUACUGUACUCCGCCGACACUACCACCGCCGCCGACACAGCAUUGCACCUCCUGUUUGCUGUUCGUGCAGCCCGACCAGCGAAGACGAAGAGCGAAGAGUGACCCGAACACGGACCGAGACGAUCAUCAAUUUAUCUUGCAGGCAGCUUUGGGCAGCAGCCAUUCCAUUUGCACCGCCGGUUGGAGGGGUCGGUCGGCUUUGAGUGCGCAGCACAGUAUGCUCCCUUAGGGCAACAUCGAGAUCCAUACCUUUUUGGCUGUUGCAUGGUUGACGAAUAAGAUAUGGCGGUGUUGGAGCAAUCUUGGUAAGAGGGAGAGGAUAAGUGAGGGGAGGGAAGAGGGAAGAGUGAGUGGGUGCUGAUAGUUGUUGUCAUAGGGUCAAGGUCCAGGAGAAGACGUUUGGAAAAUGGCUCAACAAUAAACUUCAAGUCCGCAACCUCCACCUCGAUAAUCUCGUCAGCGACCUCAGCGACGGCGUCAUCCUCAUCCAUCUCCUCGAAAUCCUCUCCGCCGAAUCCCUCGGCCGCUACGCCGCUCGUCCUAAACUCCGUGUGCAACGCUUCGAGAAUGUCAAUAUCGCGCUCGACUUCAUCAAGAGUCGGAAGAUUCAAUUAACGAAUAUCGGAGCGGAAGAUGUCGUGGAUGGGAACCGGAAGAUUAUUCUCGGGUUGAUUUGGACGUUGAUUCUGCGAUUCACGAUUAGUGAUAUCAAUGAUCAGGGCCUGUCUGCGAGGGAAGGUCUGUUGCUGUGGUGUCAGAGGAAGACAGCGUGCUAUGAUGAGGUCGAAGUGAGGGAUUUCUCGAGUAGUUGGAAUGAUGGGUUGGCGUUUUGCGCUCUCUUGGAUAUCCAUCGACCGGAUCUGAUUGAUUACGAUCAAUUGGAUAAGAGUGAUCACAAGGGGAAUAUGAAGCUUGCAUUCGAUAUUGCGAGCAAAGAGAUUGGAAUUCCGGAUCUUUUGGAUGUGGAGGAUGUGGCAGAUGUGGCCAAGCCGGAUGAGAGGUCUUUGAUGACUUAUAUUGCAUACUGGUUCCAUGCUUUCUCGCAAAUGGAGAAGGUCGAGAAUGCGGGGAGGCGAGUGGAGAAGUUUGUGAACAAUAUGCAAGGAGCGUGGGAGAUGCAGAAUAACUACGAGAGGAGGAUGAAGGCGCUUUUGGCGGCUAUUGCGAAGCAAAAGGAGGAUUGGGAGGUUGCGACGUUCGAUGGGACGUACGUCGAUGCGAAAGAGCAGAGUCGAGAGUUUACCAAGUAUAAGCAAAAGGCCAAGAGGGAAUGGGUUGCGGAGAAGAGUGAAUUGGCUGGCAUGUUGGGCAAUAUCAAGACCAAGUUGAAUACAUACCGGUUAAGGCCGUAUCAGCCUCCGAAGGAGCUGAGUCUGGAAGCGCUGGAUGCUGCUUGGAGCGAGUUGAUGGAAGCCGAGAGAACAAGAUCACAAGUCAUCAACAACACGAUCCGCGACAUCAAGAACAACUUACGGAAAUCCUUCGCGGACAAGGCUAAUGACUUUGCGCUCGCGCUCAAGACCAUCAGUGUCAGCAUAUCCGGCCUCGAAGGCGACGUCGAAGAUCAACUGGAACAUACUUCGCAGAUUUCACGGAACUUGCCUCCACUGGACCAGUAUUUGGAUAUCAUCGCGAGUCUGGAUUCACAAUGUCAAGAAGCGAACAUUGAAGAGAAUGACUACACGACAUACACAUACGACGAGUUGGCAUACGAAUUGAGCCUUGUGCGGAGCUCCGUGCAGAAGAAAUUGGCUUUCUUGGAUAACCAGAUUGUGGCGAGGAAUAUGACGAAUUUGACUCCGAUUCAGUUGGAAGAAUUCGAGUCGGUCUUCCGACAUUUCGAUCGCGAUUUGUCGAAUUCGCUGCAGGAGCUUGAGUUCUCGGCUGCGUUGGCUUCGUUGGGACUGGUGUAUGAUGAAGAAGAAAUGCAUGAGCGAUUCCUUGAAGUGGCGGGACGAGGAGGAUCUGUUUCGUUCGAGCAGUUCAUCCGAUUCAUGGUCGAUGUUACCGAAGAUCAGAAUACCGCGGAGCAGGUCUUUGAGAGUUUCAGAGAGGUGGCGGAUGGAAAACCUUAUGUGACGGAAUUGGAUUUGACGCAUAGUCUGAUUCCGGAAGAGGUGGUGAAGGAGUUGAUGGACAGUAUGCCUUUGCAUUCGGGUCCGGAUUUGAAAGAGGAUCGGGAUCUGCCGAAGUAUGAUUAUGUGAGUUUUAUGGAGAGGUUUCUUGGGGGCGAUGAGGGGAAGAGUAAGAAUGGUGGGGCGGUGAAUGGGCAUCAUCGGAAUCAGUCGUCUUCGAGGGGUUAGGAAGCUGAGAGGAGGAGGAUGAUGAUGGCUUUGAUGGCUAGGAGGGAGGUCGAUGGAGCUGGUGAGGAGGAUGAGAGGAGGGCGAUGGACGGGAGAUUUCGUGCGACUCCUUCGCCUCCUUGGGGCUUGAGUUCGGCGAGGAGCAGUCCGGUUCGUCGGCCUCCGUCUCGGCUCCUGAACACUACAGAGACGGACGCUCGCAAGCACGAUGGCAAUACGAGAAGGCACAGCGAUUCCGUUAUGGAGCAGCGUCAGCUCGUCGUCCAGCAAGAUGCUGACACCAACACCGAAGAUGGAAGAGAGAGUGCAAGACUGCUGUGAAGUGGAGAGGAAUUGGAUGUGGGGAGGACAGCGUGGUGAGGCGAAGUUGAUUGGUUUUAUUGCACACACUACUAUUACUGUAGGGUCAUACUACUGUGUCCAUUCCGAAACGAGCACGACUUAUACGAUACUUGUCUUUCCUCGUGGGCGUUCUGAGCGAUUCAUCGAUUAAUUCGUUCCAUCGUACAUAUCCGCAAUCAUAACCCAC
Molecule: messenger RNA, 3030 nt
Organism: Cercospora beticola
Lineage: Eukaryota; Fungi; Ascomycota; Dothideomycetes; Mycosphaerellales; Mycosphaerellaceae
Source: RefSeq, a predicted model, not a curated record